AUGGCGCCCGUCCCUCUCGUUGGCCACAGCCGCGUCACACGCGAGCGUGCCCGCCCCUCGCACGCCCCGUCCCCCCCCAUUGCCCCCGUCGCCUUACACUACCCGCUUCGCCAUCCCAACAUCAUUCGUCUGCACGCCGUCCAUCCGGCCCGUCCGCCUCACCAUCACCUCUCUUCCACACCUAGUGCUCAGUCGCUCUCGCUCGCACUAGUCACUGAACUCGCUCCGGCGGGCGAUAUGUUUGCAGAGGUCGCCGCCGCAGGCUCCCUGCCGCCCCCUGUCCUCAGGAGAAGGCUGGCCGACAUUGCCAACGCCCUCUCGUAUCUCCACCACGAGGGGAUUGCUCAUCUUGACCUCAAGUUGGAGAACGUCGUCAUCUCCAAGUCGAACACCGCAAAGCUUGCCGAUUUUGGCUGCGCCGCCCGCAUUGCUCACAAAAACCCCAACUCCUCACUUCGUGGUACCCUGCACUACCUCGCCCCGGAGCUCAUCAAUGACCCCUCGCUCCCCCCCUCCCCCACGGCUGACGCCUGGUCUAUGGGCGUCCUUGCUUACACUGCCCUCGUCGGUGCCUACCCUUUCAACGGUGCCCGCCCCGGCAAUUCCGAACAAGCCAAUGAUCGCGCCACCAAGUAUCGCAUUCUUCACGCCGCCCCCCACCGAUUCCCAUCCGCCCUUCGUAUUCCCGACGAUCUCCUCAAGAUUAUCCGCGGCCUUUUGCACAAGGACCCCGCAAAGAGAAUGACCAUUUCAGAAGUCUACGCCCUUCUCUCCUCCGCUCGCAACACCACCAAAUCCAUCAUCAAAACUCCUAAUCCUCAGAGGCCUUCCCCGGACAAAAUAUUCCGCCCGCCAUCCCCGGCUAGCCCCAUCAAUGCCGAUUUUCACUCCAACCACUCGGCGCAAUUCUAUGGGCCGCCCAGCCCCGCGAGCAACCGCCCCUCGAUCUUGAUGGCGCCCACUUCAUCACUUCCCCUUUUCGACAUUGCGUGCACACAUCUCACCGUAAUGUCUAAUUUUCGGUUGCUGGCCCCACACCCAGUCAGUCCGCGUGUAUCAUUUUCACUCCUUUCUCCUUUUCUUUGUGCUCUAUUGCACUUUGGGGCUCAUCCUAUAGAUUUCACCCUUAUCAACACUCCCAAUAACACAACACAUUAA
Molecule: messenger RNA, 1158 nt
Organism: Chondrus crispus (carragheen)
Lineage: Eukaryota; Rhodophyta; Florideophyceae; Gigartinales; Gigartinaceae
Product: Serine/threonine protein kinase
Exons: 4
Coding region: 1-1158 (385 amino acids)
Biological process (GO): protein phosphorylation
Molecular function (GO): protein kinase activity; ATP binding
Source: RefSeq, a predicted model, not a curated record